Messenger RNA from Tribolium castaneum (red flour beetle), 4166 nucleotides. RefSeq lists its product as uncharacterized. The record is from RefSeq and is a predicted model, not a curated record. The transcript is spliced from 13 exons. Lineage: Eukaryota; Metazoa; Arthropoda; Insecta; Coleoptera; Tenebrionidae. Bases 152 to 4117 code for a protein of 1321 amino acids.
UUGUAAUUUUUUUAUUUCACGGUUGGUGAAAGUGAAACCCACCACGUGUGGCAAAGUUAAAUGUCAACUAUCAAGUUUAAAUAAGUUUUUUUUUGUGUAAAUAUCAACAUUAUCUAAAACCAAUUGCUGUUAAUAAGUGGAAAAACCAAAAAUGGGGAAGUUCCGGUCCAAGCUGAAGGGCCAGGCCAAGGGCAAGCGGUGGCCGAAGGGCCAGAGCUCGAGCUCGAACCCCGAGACGCACAAGUACCGUGAUUUGGCCAAAUCGCGUUUCUUUCAAGAAAAUCUGGGCUCGAGCGGUUUAACGUCUGAGGCUUUGCGCAAACACGAUGCAGUUCAGGCCUUCAAGCCGCGGCCGGACCCAGAGCCCAUGGGCGUGGACGAGGAUGUGGAGUCGUCAGUUGGCACCUACUCCUCGUACAAAACCAUGGAAUCGUUUGCGUCCGAAUGGUCGAGUUACAGCAACAUGUCGUUCACCCGCUUUUUGAAAGUCUUCCGGGCCGAUUCCGCCCUGCAUAAGGAGAUGCUGGCGAUGCUUGCGGCGAUUAGCGAGGUGAUUAGGGAAAACGGGGGCUCUGAGACGGCCACUGAAUAUUAUUGUUCGCUGAUAACUGCACUUGAACGUGUGUAUGAGGGGGAGGAGCGCAGUGAGGAGCAGUUGACGGCGGCGUUGGCUUUGCUGAAUAUGGGGAUCAAGACGGUGCCAGAGCCGGUUUUACGCCGGACUUUUAGCGAUUUAUCGGCGAAAGUUUUGCACAUUCUUAAUGAUUACGUCGAUUCUGAUAAUAAUACGAUCGUUAAGUCGAUUUUUGGGAUUUUGGGGACGCUUCUGAGGAAACAGGAAUUGAUUGUUUGGACUAACGAAGCAACGGUUAAGAUUUUUACCUCGAUGUUGAACCCCUUUUGUCUUCAUACGAAACCAAAAUGGCGUAAAGCAGCCCAACAAGCUGUAAUUUUAGUCGUAAAAUCUGACUAUUUCACCUCAACUAACACGAAUAUUGCGGCUGAUAAAAUCGCCGAAUUUUGCGAGCAAACUUUAGACACUUGUAUGGGAGGUAAUUCGGGCGCUAUUUUAGUUUCUUCAAUACAGGCAGGUCAGACGACCAUUUUACACACUCUGGGGUUGUUGAAAGACACAAUUUGUAGUUUUUCAAAGUCGCACAUGAAGAAAUGUUGCGAGAUUAUUUUAAGAUUGAUGACUCUAAACUACCCAAUCGUCACGUCAUGUGGCCUACAGGUGCUCCAUGCGCUUUUUUCGGCCCAAACGGCUGUGGUUCCCCCAAAAUUGAACGCCCAGUUAAUUUCAGCGUUGUACGAAUACCAGCCGGCUGCAGGUGAUGUCCAGCCGACUUUAGCCUGGUUGGCUGUGAUGCAGCAAGCGCAUGUGCAUUUGGCCGAUGUUGAUUUGGCCGCAUCGUGUGCAGCGUUACCGAAAAUUUUCGCAACAAUAAGUCAGUUGUGGCUGUCGGAAAAAAGCGAAAUUAUGACUGCAGCCACUCAUGCCUUGGAAAAUUUACUCAAAGAUGCUGUUGGUCCAGCUUGUGCUAUUAAAGAACAAGUGGAACAGUUUAGCUCGAAAAUUAACAAGUGUUUCAGUUGUGUUGAAGCUGGUCUUGGGUACCAGUACCAUAGUGUGUGGCAUCAGGUUCUGCAUUUGAUCGCGGUCAUGUUUGAGGUUGGUGGCCAAAACUGCAGUCAUAUGUUACUCAAUUGUUUAAAAUCGUUAAGCGAGUUGAGAGAUUCGUACAAAUUUAGUUAUAAUAACGAACUGGAGCAUGCUGUGGGGGCUGCCAUUCGGUCAAUGGGCCCUGAAACUGUCAUAAACGUCAUCAGUCUUAAGAAAGACAACGGUGAUUUGAAUUUAGACAGGUCUUGGAUGCUUCCUGUCUUAAAAGAAAACAUAAAAGCAUCAACUAUUGAGUAUUUCAUGAAAGGAAUUUUACCGUUGGCUCUCUACUGCCAACGGCGAUCAGCACAGCUUGCUGAAGCCAAUGAUGGCAUAGGGGCGCACAGUUCUGAGCUUCUCUACAUGCAGUUGUGGAACUUGUUGCCUUGUUUUUGCAACCACCCGACUGACAUCAAGGACAGUUUUAAGAGCGUAGCAAAAGUGCUGGGCACUGCGAUAUCAGACCGCAAAGAACUGCGAUUGUCUGUGAUGGCGUCACUGCGCAAACUAAUCGCAAGUGCGAAAGAGUCGGAAAACCAGGACGACAUUGACGAACUUGCACGUUUCGAUAAAAACUACCUUCCAAUUUUGUUCAAUGUUUACACAACUAAGCCGAUGGGCAGCGACGAAGAGGGCCAACGAUUGGCCGCUUUGGACACGAUUAAAGUCUACCUAACAAUUGCCAAGCCCGAGCUCACCCAACAACUCCUAACACAUGCGAUUGAACGCCUUAAUAGCUCGUCGGAAGAUCCCGAAGAUUCGUUCAUCAAGGAGAGUAUUUUAGACCUGAUACGAGCUCUGGUGCCGUAUCAGGACGUCGAAAAUAUCAAGGUUUUGUACGAGCAGUGCGUCAAGCCUUUGCCGGAAAUAAAAAGUAACAAGGAACAGAAAAAGGCGUAUCGGUUGUUGGAGGAGAUUUGCGGGAGCGAGUCCGACAGUUGCAAGCAGUUUAUCAAGAGUAGUAGAAAAGAGGUGCAAGCGUUGCUGUGGAAGGCGCUCGAAACGGCGGCGGUUUCGAGCAAGGGGGCGCGGUUGCGGUGCUUGAAUUAUCUAGUCAAGGCGCAGCCACAACUGGAGUGUGACAGUAAGCUGAUCAAGAGGGUGGUGCCAGAGGCGGUUUUGUCGUGCAAAGAUAUUAACGAGAAGACAAGGUAUAUCGCCUACGAGGUGUUGAAUACUGUGGGUGAGACUUUGCAGCAGCAUAACCAGUUGAAUCGGUUUGUUGCGAUGGUUGUUGGCGGUUUGGUUGGCAAUGUGGGUCUGAUGAGUUGCAGCGUUCUAGCAUUGGCGUCAAUUCUUCACAAUUUUUCAGGGAGUCUUGGGCAAAACAACAUUCAAUGGAUUUUGGAUAAAGUCACCGAAUUGAUGUCAGCGGCUACGAGAGAGUUGGUUGCAGCUUGUUUGAGUUUUGUUAAAGUCUAUUGCAAGGCGAUUCCUAGUCCAAUGGUUGCCGCAUCUCUGCCACAAAUUAUCAAGGCUUUGUGUUCGAUGACGGACGAUUGUAGCAGACACUUCAGGUUAAAAAUCCGCGAUAUUUUAAAUAAGUUAGUGAGGAAAUACGGAAGUGAGUCAAUCGCCCCCUACAUACCUGAAUCGAACACAGUUAUGUACAAGAGAUUGAGAAACAUUCGGAAGCUUCUUGCCCGAAAGAAGCGACAGAAGGAGGGACAAAAAGAAGAGGACGGAAGUGAGGAUGAAGAAUUUUUGAUCAAAGCGAAACCGAAGAGUGUUGAAGAAAUUCUAGCGGACUCCGAUUCCGAAACCGAAGACAUGGAAACCGACCACAAAGUGGUCAAGCGAAAACAACCGAACACCUGGAUUGAGGAAGAUCCCGAAUCAAUCGUCGAUUUUACCGACCCGAACGUGGUCAGUAAAAUAACAGCCACUCAGCCCGGCUCUGCACCGUUCUGCCCAGCCACCUCGAAAAAACCCAAACCGGGGAAAGACCGCGGUUUUAAGACCGCUCCAGACGGCCGACUCAUUAUCACCGAUGACGAUUCGUCAGACAGUGAUUCAGACAAGAAGAAAAAUAAAAUCGAUUUUGAUUCUGAUUCAGAUUCGGAAGUUGACGAUAAAAGCGUGGCCGAAACUCUAGUUUUGAGUGAUAGAAAGCGCAAAAGAGCGGCAAGUGUUAAGAGUGGAGUUAGUUCAGUUAGUCAGCCUCCUGCGAAGUAUAAAACUGGUGGAAUUGGCAUACAUCGGGCCACGAGUUCGGCGUCCGUCCGCAGUGGCGCUAGCAGUGUCCCUGGAAGCGAAUACAGGGGCAAAAGGGCCAAAGGUGAUGUUAAGAAGAAGGGCAAACCGGACCCUUACGCCUACUUGCCCUUGCGCAGGUCUGCCAUCAACAAAAGAAAAAAGUCGAAGGCAGCAGGACAGUUUAAGAACAUUAUCAGGGGGGCCAAGGCCGGGGCCUUGAAGGGGGCCAAAGCCAAAAGAAAUCGCAAUAAAAAUUGAUUUGUUCUUUGUACCAGCUUGUGAUAGCUUGUAAUAAAAAUUAAGCGCA